Gavialis gangeticus (Gharial) is the source of this 585-nucleotide messenger RNA. RefSeq names its product cytosolic beta-glucosidase-like. The transcript has 5 exons. Gene Ontology annotation, biological process: carbohydrate metabolic process. The record is from RefSeq and is a predicted model, not a curated record. Lineage: Eukaryota; Metazoa; Chordata; Crocodylia; Gavialidae. Gene Ontology annotation, molecular function: hydrolase activity, hydrolyzing O-glycosyl compounds.
AUGACAGUUUCCUCCACCCCAAUUUCAGCUCCCAGCGUGAGCCUCCCAAUGCCAGAAGAAGAGCUGUAUCUGGAAGAAGGGGAGCUUAGUGACAUAGCCAAGGAAAUUCUGGGGAAGGAAGAGGAAUCCAGCAGUUGGCACCCAGGGGAUAUAUCUUUCCCUGCUGGAUUUGCUUGGGGUGCAGUCACAGCAGCUUAUCAAGUUGAGGUAUCAGGAGACUGGAAUGCAGAUGGAAAGGGCCCUAAUGUUUGGGACACAUUCACCCAUCAGGGAGGAGAUCGAGUUUUCAAGAACCAGACUGGUGAUGUAGCUUGUGGCAGCUACACUCUGUGGGAGGAAGAUUUGAAAUGUAUCAAACAGCUUGGAUUGACUCAUUAUCGCUUCUCUCUUUCCUGGUCACGUCUGUUACCUGAUGGGACGACAGGUUUCAUCAACCAGAAAGGCAAUUCUCUUAUGAAAAUUCAUUUAAGAAAAUAUUUUGCGUGGUCCCUUCUUGACAACUUUGAAUGGGCUUGUGAAUUCAGUACUUGAUUUGGACUCCUACAUGUUGAUUUUGAAAGUUCUGCUCUGCCUCAUGUUCCAUAG